This is a messenger RNA of Homarus americanus (American lobster), 508 nucleotides long. RefSeq lists its product as uncharacterized. The transcript has a single exon. Lineage: Eukaryota; Metazoa; Arthropoda; Malacostraca; Decapoda; Nephropidae. The annotation marks the transcript as partial. Gene Ontology annotation, biological process: protein phosphorylation. Gene Ontology annotation, molecular function: protein kinase activity; ATP binding. The record is from RefSeq and is a predicted model, not a curated record.
AUGGCUUGCCGAAAAACAGAAAACUUCCAAGAUUGGGUGUGUGAGCUUCUCCCUGAGGACGUGACUGACCUCCUACAAGACGGAGCGGAAAUUCUUGGGGAGGGAGCGCACGCAAUUGCUUACCUUGUCAAGUGGGGAAAUGAUGUAGCUGUUUUGAAAAAGGCAGUGUCACCAUCAGCCAAAAAAUUCUUCAAGGAUGAGGCUGCCAAGAUGUAUGCCCUCGAUGGUGCUGGGGGGAUUCCUAAGGUACUUGGGUACUGUCCAAAACCUCCAGCGAUCCUCCAGUCCUUCAGGGGUAAGCUCACACUCAACCACCUUCUCUCUGAAGAUAACCUGAUCUGCCAAUAUGACCUUAUACAACUGGGGCUCCUCCUUGGUGAGAAAAUCCUUGAGAUGAACACGAAAGGUCUAGCACACAAUGACAUCAAGGAGGAUAACAUAAUGAUCCAAGGGCCCUCAUCCCGGCCAGAGGUCAGCCUCAUUGACCUCGGUCUGGCCUGUGAGAUCG